Ipomoea nil (Japanese morning glory) is the source of this 672-nucleotide messenger RNA. RefSeq lists its product as uncharacterized. The transcript has a single exon. Bases 1 to 672 code for a protein of 223 amino acids. The record is from RefSeq and is a predicted model, not a curated record. Lineage: Eukaryota; Viridiplantae; Streptophyta; Magnoliopsida; Solanales; Convolvulaceae.
AUGGCGUUCUACAUGGAAGAAGAGGAGGUGUGGAAAUGUCCAAAACACCCCUCCAAGCGUCGGAGGAACGGCAUCUGCCCCGUCUGCCUCAAGGAUCGCCUCGUCACCCUCUGCCCUGACUGCGCUAACGUGCGCCCCUGCGCCUGUUGCGCCGCCGCCGCCGCCGCCACCUCCUCUUCUUCCUCCGCUUCCUCCUCCUUCUCCCUCUUCUCCUCCUCCUCCUCCCGCGGCGAGCCCGCCUUCCAGCGAUCGAGAUCCGUCGGAAUCCCUUUCCUCCGCUCCCGCGGCCACGCCCUCUCCGGCUCCGUCCGGUGGAACCCGCCGCCGGAGACCGCCAAGAGCAGCAAGACGCCGUCGUCCUUCUGGUCAAUCCUCCGGCCUUCGAGUUCUGCUUCCACCAAGAACAAGAGCCGGAAGGAAUUGGUGGAGGAGAAAGAAAACCAGGAAUUCAAAUCCAGUUACUUCACCGGGAACGGUUAUGGCGACGAGAGAAUCGAGGAGUUUACGCGGAUGAUGAUGAGAUCGAGAUCGGUAAGCGUGGCAAUGACGUCAGUUCCCGGUGACCCCAAGAAGGCCGGUAAAGGGUGGCACUUUCCGAGCCCGAUGAAGGUUUUCCGGCAGUCCAAGGCUGCAAAAGUGGUUCAAGAGCGUUCUCCGUUGUAUAGAGGUUGA